This is a messenger RNA of Penicillium manginii, 201 nucleotides long. Its product is annotated as ras family-domain-containing protein. The coding region runs from base 1 to 201 and encodes 66 amino acids. The transcript has 2 exons. Lineage: Eukaryota; Fungi; Ascomycota; Eurotiomycetes; Eurotiales; Aspergillaceae. The record is from RefSeq and is a predicted model, not a curated record.
AUGGAGGCAGAUCGCUGUGAGGCAAGACCUAUUGGAUGGAUCUUGGAGCAGCUUAGCGGUCAGCCUAAUGUGGAAAUUAUCUACUUUUACCCCCCGGAUCCCCCGCAUUCACCCUUGGACCCUGAAUACAAAAGAAUGAAGGCCGAGUUCAAGGAACAAGGGAAUUUUUUGUUGCCCGACGAAGAUGACGCAGACCUAUGA